Molecule: messenger RNA, 774 nt
Organism: Zychaea mexicana
Lineage: Eukaryota; Fungi; Mucoromycota; Mucoromycetes; Mucorales; Lichtheimiaceae
Exons: 9
Coding region: 1-774 (257 amino acids)
Source: RefSeq, a predicted model, not a curated record
AUGCUAGCUCGACAGGGCGAUCCAGAUCUGUGUCAAGUGGUGCUUCAGGAUCGUCAAGUACAAGAUCCGCUGACCAAGCUGCCACCAUCAUCCCUGCAAGCAGCGGCUGAUCAGAUAGUGGAAAGUGCUGCCAGAGCGUUGCAGAUGUGCAAGAACCUGCUUCUCCUACGAUUCAGAAUGCUCCCAACACUGAUGCUCGUAGCACAAGCCAACAACGCCGUCAAACAAGACAAACAAGACAAGCAACAUCCACACAAGGCGGACAUGAUGGGCAAAAGGGAGGAGGAGCAACAGCAGCAGACACGUCAAGUGGUCGUGGAGGAAAAAAAUCAGGAAGGUGUCGUGGCGGAUAGUGACGAUGAUACGCCCUUGGAAAAAAAGUUCCGAACGAAACAAUCAAAAGAGGGUGAUGGUGAUCGUGACUUAUAUAUACUCCCGCUAUCACUGCUACCGCGGCCAACGGCAUCCAUGUUUUUGAGAACAUCACCACCAAUUACAGAGCAUAUGACGACGAUCGUUCCUGAUAAUAAUACUGAUCACUUUUGUGGUAUCAUGAACACCAGUCAUAUAAAUAAGACAAUGACGACCGAAACAAAUCUUGAAGGGUCUACAGCAGUGACAGCAACGUCUUUUUCAGCAUCAGCAUCACCCACACGCAGCUACAACAUUCAGAGACAAGACGACGCUAAUGACAAUAGCAACAACAACAACCAAAAAAACGAUGUCCUGGACCAAGAAAACGAUGCGAGCACCUUUCAAGCGGCUGAUUUGUAA